AAAUGUGUUUACAUUGUUGAUUGAUUCAAUCAAUUCAUCUCAUCAAUCGACAUUAAUCGAAUAUUUCUAUUUUCUGGUUAUCUUCAAUACAACUAAACAUUCAAAACGGCAUUCUAUCAUCCAACAACGGCCACAAUGGCCACAUUAGAACGCGAUUAUUCCGCGUAUACACCAUUUGGUUUGGCAGCAGCAGCAGCCGGCCAUCAUCAUCCACAUCAUCAUCCGCAUCAUCCCCACCAUCAACAUACAAUGGAUGCACAUGAUCUAAAAGCAUUUAGCCAUCAUCAUCAUCAAACAUCAAUACCACAACAGUUACCAUCAUCGGUAAUGACACCACCAACACCGACCUCAACACCAAAUUCACAACAACAACAACAACAACAGCAGCAACAACAACAACAACAACAUCAUUUACAUGCAACAACAACGGCUACUACACAUCAUCAUCAUAAUAAUAAUAAUAAUCAUCAUCAUCAUCAUAAUUCAAAUUCAAUCAAUAAAAAAGAAAUUGAUCGUGUUAAACGUCCUAUGAAUGCAUUUAUGGUUUGGAGCCGUGGCCAAAGACGUAAAAUGGCUCAAGAACAUCCAAAAAUGCACAAUUCUGAAAUAAGUAAACGUUUAGGUGCCGAUUGGAAGGAAUUAUCUGAAAUAGAAAAACGACCAUUUAUUGAUGAAGCAAAACGUUUACGUGCUGUUCAUAUGAAAGAACAUCCUGAUUAUAAAUAUAGACCACGAAGAAAGACAAAAACGUUGAUAAAAAAAGAUAAAUAUCCAGGUAUUAAUUCUACUGGAUUAUCAUCAUCAGCAACAUCAUUGUCAUCGGAUACAACGAUGCCAACUAGCCGUAAUCACCAUCAUCAUCAUCAUCAUCAUAGUAGUUCAUCAGCGGCUGCAGCAGCAGCUGCCGCUGCUGUACAACAAGUAAGCCGAGAUAUGUAUGGCCAAAUGAAUGGUUAUAUGACCAAUGGUUAUCCAAGUGGUUUGAUGCAUGAAGCAUAUCAACAACAUGCUGCUGCCGCUGGUUAUAGUAGUGCUGCAGCGGCAAGUAUGGCUGCUGCAAAUGGUGGUUUAUAUGGUCGUUAUGAUAUGUCACAAAUGACGAUGCCUGGCAGUUCAAUGCCAAUGCCAUAUAUGAAUGGUUCGACAAAUUAUUCAUCGAUGGCACCAAUCUCUGGAUCAGCAUAUUCAUCGAUGGGUUCAUCAGCAAGUCCAAUAUCGGGCACUGGAUCAUCAUCAUUAUCAUUGAAAUCAGAAUCAUCAGGUCAUAGUGGUAAUUCACCGAAUACGAUGGCAGCGGCUGUUGCCGCUGCAGCAACAGCUGUAAGACGACCGUGCAAUACUGAUUUACGUGACAUGAUUAGUAUGUAUUUACCGCCAGGUGAAGCGGCAGCUGCUGCUGCCGCCGCCGCCGCAUCCUCUAAUGGUGGUAAUAAUGGUGAUCCAAAUAAUGUACAAACAACAAGAUUACAACAGAUGCAAAAUCAUUAUCAAACCUCACCGAAUGAACAUCCAAUGUCAUUAUCUCAUAUUUAAUCACAUCAUUCAUUCUUUCAUUGUGUUUAUGGUGUGUGUGUGUGUGUGUUGUACUAUGUGAGCAUUUCGGUGGGAGAAGGGCGAAAAAAAAACAUUCAAAUUCAAUGUUUUUGUGUGUCACUUAAAUCGAAUCUCAAUCCAUCAUUAUCGACAAAAAAAAUAACCAUUUCCUUGUUAAGUAUCUGAUCCGCGCCCUUUAUUGGAAAAAAAAGAACUUGAAUCAAUUUGUGUCAAAGUUAAUCUUCAAAUUACAUCACAUCAUUAUCACCAUCAUCACUACGACCACCACCACUACCAACAACAACUACCAUCAUCAUCAUUAAACAUAUGAACGCCCAUUUGUUCUUUUCUCAUCAUCAUUUCUCACACUCAUUGAUUGAUCAUGAUCAUCAUCAUCAUCAUCAGCAACAACAAGACUGAAUGGACGGAAAAUCAUACCCACUGGGCAGCUAUUAUGGAUUAAAAAAAAAUUUAGAAGAAACGAAAAAAUUUUUCAUCACAUCACUUGCCACAAAAAAAAUA
Molecule: messenger RNA, 2055 nt
Organism: Dermatophagoides farinae (American house dust mite)
Lineage: Eukaryota; Metazoa; Arthropoda; Arachnida; Sarcoptiformes; Pyroglyphidae
Source: RefSeq, a predicted model, not a curated record